Molecule: messenger RNA, 2628 nt
Organism: Anopheles merus
Lineage: Eukaryota; Metazoa; Arthropoda; Insecta; Diptera; Culicidae
Product: transcription initiation factor TFIID subunit 11
Exons: 3
Coding region: 987-1928 (313 amino acids)
Source: RefSeq, a predicted model, not a curated record
UACCCGCGGGGAUAGAGGCAGGAAACAUUUGUUUAUGAUUUGUUUAUAUGGCAAACUUCCCCGUGCCAGCCAGCCAGCCUUCUUUCCCGUUACGUUCAAGCGCAGAACGAGACAUUCGAACGGAAUGUCCCCAGUUCCACAGCUGCUGCCAUGACUCUACAUAUGGCACGCGAUAAGGCAUAAUAAAGAGAGGAAGAGAGAGAGAGACCAACACAGAACAAGUACGAAAAAGUAUGCUUUACCCUCAACGAGCGACACACGAUUGACAACACGGAACGACAGGUUCGACGGGAGGAGAGUCCGAUUCCAAUUUCCACAUGCUCACCCGUGACACGAUAUCACAUUCCGGUGCAGCACACGAAAACAGGCAUCGCUUUUAUGCUCCAUUUUUUCCCCUCUGCUAUUGCACUUGACUCUCCAGGUCACCCGCCCGCAUUUCGCGUUCGGACAGAAAGGGGGAGGUGUGCGAGCUGCCGCUACAGUGUGUUGGUGGGUCGUUUGUGUGCACCACGCGCUCGCCGCCUUCGCCCCUUGUCGCACAGGGCGGAGUCGCCCCUACUUGUCACACCGUUCGCUGGAGACAACACAUCAACCUAUCAAACACACCUUGCAGUGUGUGUCUCCUCAUGUAGUGUGCGGGUGGCAGCAGUGUCGUCUAACAGUGGCCCACCACCACCACUCCCCGUUGGAUUCUAUGCUCGUGUGUGUCGUUCCUUGCGUUUGCGAUUUACGCGCGAUUUAUCGCCAGUCUCGUUCGAGUUACCGCGCGAGUUGAUCGAUGGCGUCCGCGAGUCGUGUGCUGCUGCCGUUGCUGCCGUUACGCUAAUUUUUGUCGGCACUUGGGGCCAAAGGUGACCCCCGUUGCACUAGGCAGCAGUUCGUUCGCCAGAGUAACAGUGUGGCGCGCGUUUUGGGAAAGAUCUCGGGACCACUGCUCGGAUGGUGGAUUGUGUGUUGAAGGUGGCCAGGAGGACGUUUCAAUUUCGAUGAUAGUGUUUUUUUUUUCGUUGUUUUCCACCAUGAUGAUGAUGAUCAAACAGCAGAAAGCCCGAAAGCAGGAACCGAUACAGCGGGUGCGGGUCGUGUUACGAGAUCUGCACGAGAACAACCUGGACGUUGCGAGCAUCGUGACGACGGCGGCCACUGGCAGCGCGAUGGCCGCGAUGGUCAAAGCCAACGAAACACCGACCGUUGAAGUGCAGCAGCAACAGCAGCAGCAGCUUGAUCAGCAGCUAUUGAACGAACCCUGCCCAUCGACCAGUACCGGUAAGGGAGGACAGCAGCAGGCCGGCACGCCGCAGAUAGUGGUGGGCACGAUAGAGCUGAACAAUUUAAAUGGGGACGUUGCAAACCACAAGCAAGAAAAGGAGAUCGGCACGAGCAACCAGUUCGAGACGCUCACCCUGAUCGACGAGGACGACGAGGAGGAAAAGGAUCGGAACUGCUCGAACGCACACUCCUCCUCGUCGUUGCUUUCCUCCAACAACGACAAUCGGUCGGCGGAGGAAAACAACUUGCACAACGCGUCAACGCUCGCGAUCGGUGAGCAGCACCGGCGGCGCAGUCGUCGGCGUAGCAGCCAGAAGGAUCGCCGUAGCGCCGAGGACAUCGAUUCGAUCGAUCAAGCCGACAGUGCGGUCGAUGUGCGGCACGAUGAGGAAGAACCGAACGUGUUUGAUGAUGAGGUGCAGGAAGAGGAUCAGAAGCAGCACCAGCACCAGAAGGCGGGCUCCAGUCCCAACCCCAGUGCUGCCGCUGUUCGCCGGCGCAAGAACCAACGGCAACGAUCGCGACAGCGAAGAUCACCGGCCCUGGUACAGCGGGACCAGGUGGAUGGGGGGGAUGGCGAGGAGCAGAAGGAACCGUACGAGAAGGCCGUCACCUGUCUGUACUGGUCGCUGGCGUGUUGGGAUUGUAACAUUUCCUAAGGCAGUGCGGGGCUGUUCUUGCCUUCUCAGGUUCUCCUCGAGCAUCGGGAGACACUUUAGUUUUAGAUAUGGUAGAGUGUAGGACAGCAGCAGCAAUGUGUUUGCCACAGCACGGACAACGUUUAAAGAUGACCCGAAUGCUCAAAACGUGCACCGGAAGGGUUGCAAUCUUAAAAAAAACCGCUUCAGAUAGUGAUAGAGUGAGGAGGCGGAAGAAAGCACAACAAGAAAACUUAAGGCAGCUUUGGAAAAACGAGUUUUGCAUCAAUGUGUGGGGGAAGUCUGAGCAGUAGUCAGCCAUUCAGCAUGAAGCAAUAUAUAGAAAUCUCAGUAUUUUUGCCUUUUUUACACACCUUAGCACGAAAAUGAUCGUAAAUUUAAACUUAUUUUUUGACAAAAUGUACACCAAACCAAGGAUCGCAUGUGUGCGUUUUGGAAAAAAAAAAUUUAAAAAGAUGCAAUGAACGUAAUUUAUGACAAAUUUUAUACAAAAUUCUACAACUUUUGAAUCAUUUACCGGUUGGCAUAAAGGGAAGCAAAUUGUCAAAUUGCUAGGAAACGAUGUAAAUUAUUCUGUGCAUCCCAUCCUCCCCACGGAAGAGUGUAAGUUUACACCGAAAAUGCACUAUUUAUGAAGGCAGUCAAUAAAUGUAGUGAUUAGAUUUUUGUAUAGAAACACAGCAACACAGCAAUACUGGAA